GAGAUCCCGCCCAGCGAUGGGGAUGGUACGGUCGAUCGGAAAUAAAACGUCUCCAAACGGACACGUCGCGUUCAUUAACGCUGGGAUGGAGGAGGAGGAGGAGUUGGGCUGUGGGUUCCCCCUGUGGGUUCGGUGCUGUCCGGGCCGUGGGGGAUCCCCGUAUUACGGGAAAGGGGGAAGGAAGGGCAGCAGCUCUGACUCAUCGCUGCCCGUCCAUAAAGCGGCGCCGUCCGAUGGCUCCAUGCCCAGCUCUAACAUGCCACCCAAACGCCUGGUGCUGCCCCUGUUCUGCUGCGCCUUUGCCUCCUGCAGCGCAGGCAGCAACGUGAGCGUGUCCUGCGAGGCUGAGAGCGCCCACCCGGAGCUGACGCUGCUCUACUGGUUGGGAAACGGCUCCUUCGUGGAGCAGCUGCAGCCCGACGUGCUGGAAGGGGCGUUGCGAGAGGAAACGCGGGGUUCGCUGCUGACCCUCCGCCGGGAUUUGAGUUUCACCUCAUUCAGCUUCCAGGACCUGAACACCAACUUCACGUGCGUGCUGCUCAGCCCCGAUGGGUUCGAUAUCGAGGAGCUGAAAUGGGCCCCCUCGGAUCCGCCGACCCCCCCAGCAAUGAGGGUGGGGGAAUGGGCUGAGACCGAGUGUCAGCACAACAGCGUGGGGUGAGGGCUGCCCCAUAGGAUGCUGCUUGUGGGGCAGAGGGGCUGCAUGAAGACGACUGUGUGUGCCGGGCUGGGAGAUGCAGUCAAUAAAAGCAAUGAAAGCAACGCUUUUA
Molecule: messenger RNA, 770 nt
Organism: Coturnix japonica (Japanese quail)
Lineage: Eukaryota; Metazoa; Chordata; Aves; Galliformes; Phasianidae
Source: RefSeq, a predicted model, not a curated record